UCUUGGUUGCCAGAGAGAGAUUUCUUGCAAAUAUUUUUUAAGUUAAAUUUUCUAAAUAAAAUCAAUGUAAAACACCGACAAAUUAUGUGGAAUGCAGUUUCCUUGGUGCUUGUGGGUCUUCUGUGGGGAGCAACAAAUCCCUUCAUAAAGAAAGGUUCCCAGGGGAUUCAACAUGUGAAUUCCAACUCCAAGAUUAGAAAAUUUCUCCUGGAAAUUAAAUUUAUAAUCAAGAGAUGGCAAUACUGGGUACCAUUCCUACUCAAUCAAUCCGGGAGUUUGGUGUACUUCUUCACACUGCAAAAGACUGAACUAUCCUUGGCUGUUCCUGUUGCGAAUUCCUUAACCUUUGUUUUUACAGCAAUCACUGCAAGAUUACUCGGUGAAGAAGCACUACCACCAAGGGCACUCUUUGGGAUCUUGCUGAUCCUCAUUGGUACAACUAUCUGUAUGGUUGAUAGGAUUAGUUAAAAAUUAAAAAUAAAAUUUAAUUUUUAUAGCAAAUUUA
Messenger RNA from Lutzomyia longipalpis, 505 nucleotides. Its product is annotated as transmembrane protein 234 homolog. The record is from RefSeq and is a predicted model, not a curated record. The transcript has 4 exons. The coding region runs from base 85 to 468 and encodes 127 amino acids. NCBI's taxonomy places the organism in Eukaryota, Metazoa, Arthropoda, Insecta, Diptera, Psychodidae.